This is a messenger RNA of Cynocephalus volans (Philippine flying lemur), 2226 nucleotides long. It is a transcript of the gene EI24, whose product is annotated as EI24 autophagy associated transmembrane protein. Gene Ontology annotation, cellular component: endoplasmic reticulum. Lineage: Eukaryota; Metazoa; Chordata; Mammalia; Dermoptera; Cynocephalidae. Bases 206 to 1228 code for a protein of 340 amino acids. Gene Ontology annotation, biological process: macroautophagy. The record is from RefSeq and is a predicted model, not a curated record. The transcript has 11 exons.
GGGCAUGCCCAGUGCGGGCGCAACGGCCCCGGCCCUGGGAGCGCCCGGGUGGAGCGGGCGGCCGGGUGCGGAGGGCCCGAGAGGGUCCACGGGGGCGAGGGGUCCGGCCGAAGACGCGGCGGCGGAGCUGCGGGGUCUUUCAGGAUGAGAGAUUUUGGGAUGCUUCUCUCUCCUCCAUGUAGUUGAUAGUUUGGGUGGUGAAGAGAUGGCUGACAGUGUCAAAACCUUUCUCCAGGACCUUGUCAGGGGAAUCAAAGACUCCAUCUGGGGUAUUUGUACCAUCUCAAAGUUAGAUGCUCGAAUCCAGCAAAAGAGAGAGGAACAGCGUCGAAGAAGAGCAAGUAGUGUCCUGGCACAGAGGAGAACCCAGAGUAUAGAGCGGAAGCAAGAGAGUGAGCCACGUAUUGUUAGUAGAAUUUUCCAGUGCUGUGCUUGGAAUGGUGGAGUGUUCUGGUUCAGUCUCCUCUUGUUUUAUCGAGUAUUUAUUCCUGUGCUUCAGUCAGUAACAGCCCGAAUUAUUGGUGAUCCAUCAUUACAUGGAGAUGUUUGGUCAUGGCUGGAAUUCUUCCUCACAUCAAUUUUCAGUGCUCUUUGGGUACUCCCCCUGUUUGUGCUUAGCAAAGUCGUGAAUGCCAUUUGGUUUCAGGAUAUAGCUGACCUGGCAUUUGAGGUAUCAGGGAGGAAGCCUCACCCUUUCCCUAGUGUCAGCAAAAUAAUUGCUGACAUGCUCUUCAACCUUUUGCUGCAGGCUCUUUUCCUUAUCCAGGGGAUGUUUGUGAGUCUCUUUCCCAUCCAUCUUGUUGGUCAACUGGUUAGUCUCCUGCAUAUGUCCCUUCUCUACUCUCUAUACUGCUUCGAGUAUCGUUGGUUCAAUAAAGGAAUCGAAAUGCACCAGCGGUUGUCAAAUAUAGAAAGGAACUGGCCUUACUACUUUGGAUUUGGUUUGCCUUUGGCUUUCCUCACAGCAAUGCAGUCCUCAUACAUUAUCAGUGGCUGCCUCUUCUCUAUUCUCUUUCCUUUAUUCAUUAUCAGCGCCAAUGAAGCAAAGACCCCUGGCAAAGCAUACCUUUUCCAGUUGCGCCUCUUCUCCUUGGUGGUCUUUUUAAGCAAUAGACUCUUCCACAAGACAGUCUACCUGCAGUCUGCCCUGAGUAGCUCAGCUUCUGCAGAGAAGUUUCCUUCACCACAUCCGUCUCCUGCCAAACUGAAGGCUGCUGCCGGCCACUGAAUCUCCUGCCAUCCAGAGGGGAUGGGAGGGAUUGGAAGGAGGCUGUGGAGGCUCUUUUCCCUGUUCACCUCCUCCCAUCAGGGAAAGCAGGACCCACUCUGCCAAGGGCUCUCUGCAUAUUCCCCUCUUUCUGAAGAAUUGGAAUUUUUGACUCUGGUGCACAUAAGGUAGAAUCAUCCUGACACCAGUAUGUGGAUUUUUAACACUACUGUGAGUCUGAAAGGACCACAGGUUUUUCUGCAGCUAUUUUCUAGCAUUUGCCAGCCCCUGUGCCUGAACUGAUUUGAAUAAUUUGUUUUUUUCCUGUGCCAUUUACCCUCCCACCUCUCCUUCCUGCUUCCCACUACUCUUGGAUGAAUGGAUUUUGUAUUUCUAGCUGUUGUAUUGUGUGGAUUUGUUAUUUUUGUUGUUUUUCUGUGAAGCACAUACAUUGGAUGUGGGAGGUAAAGGAGUAUCUCAGUUGCUCCUGGUCACUCCCUUUAUAGCCAUCACUGUCUUGUUUUUUGUAACUCAGGUUAGGUUUUGGUCUCUCUUGCUCCACUGCAAAACAAAACAAAACAAAAAAAAGCAAAAACAAAAGCCUGAAGAGAUGGGACAGGAGGAAAGACCUCACAGCCAGAUCUGCUGGGUUUUGAGGACUCAGUGAAUUUCUUUCUUCCCCUUGAAGGGGAAAAAGCUUUUUUCACUGGUACAUUUAAAGUUCCCCGACUAUGGGGAGGUACCAAUUCUGGACAAGUGCCACCACAACAUAGAAUGCUCAGAGAACCUGAACUUUCCAUCCCUGGAGGGUGGAAAUUUACAGUUGGCUACUGCCGAGCCUGUCUGGUGUUUCAAAGGAAUAUUGGGUGCUGCAAAUAGGAAAUGAAGGGGUAAACUUAUUAAACCCAUUAAACCUGUGAUUAGUUGGUGUUUUCCUGUCAUUUUAAGAGACUAAAUAUGUCAAAACACUUGUACAAUUUUAAAAUGUCACAAUUAAACAUAAGGUGGUUUCCCACAAA